This is a messenger RNA of Hemiscyllium ocellatum (epaulette shark), 3715 nucleotides long. It is a transcript of the gene dis3, whose product is annotated as DIS3 exosome endoribonuclease and 3'-5' exoribonuclease. Gene Ontology annotation, cellular component: nuclear exosome (RNase complex); cytoplasmic exosome (RNase complex). Gene Ontology annotation, biological process: rRNA catabolic process. NCBI's taxonomy places the organism in Eukaryota, Metazoa, Chordata, Chondrichthyes, Orectolobiformes, Hemiscylliidae. Bases 127 to 3045 code for a protein of 972 amino acids. The record is from RefSeq and is a predicted model, not a curated record. Gene Ontology annotation, molecular function: RNA binding; 3'-5'-RNA exonuclease activity; endonuclease activity. The transcript has 21 exons.
GGGAGCCCCGGUUGAUGACGGUGCCGGUGGCGGCGGGCUGUACGAUUUUAUUUAACCCUCAAAAAAAUAGAAAGUGUGAAAAGUUUAAAAAAAAACGGCGCGCUCACUCGCCCUGCCCCCUGAAGGAUGCUGAAGUCUAAGAGUUUCAUCAAGAAGACGCGCUCGGGCGGGGUGCUGAAGGUGGUGCGGGAGCAUUACCUGCGGGACGACAUCUUGUGCGGCUGGGCCCCGUGUGAGGAGUGCGGCUCGCGGGGCGGCUGUGCCACCCCCACCCCCUCCCCUUCCCCGGGACAGGGACAGGGCCCCGGGGGCCUCACCGACAACCCCCACACCGACAGCCAGCUCUGCCCACAGCCGCACUACCUCCUGCCCGACACCAACGUGGUGCUUCACCAGAUUGAUAUUCUUGAGGAUCCUGCGAUCCAGAAUGUGGUGAUCCUGCAGACAGUGCUGCAAGAAGUCAGACAUCGAAGUGCUCCUGUAUACAAAAGAAUUAAGGACGUAAUUAACAAUCCUGAAAAGCAUUUUUACACUUUCACAAACGAACAUCACAAAGAUACCUACAUAGAGCAAGAACAAGGUGAAAGUGCAAAUGACAGGAAUGACCGAGCAAUACGGAUAGCAGUGAAGUGGUAUAACGAACAUCUCAAAAAAUCACAUAAUAACACCCAGCAACUUCAAGUUAUCUUGAUAACAAAUGACAGAAAAAACAAAGAGCUUGCUGUGGAAGAUGGCCUGGUAGCAUUUACAUGUGAUGAAUAUGUCAAGAGUUUAGUUGGGAAUCCUGAACUAGUUGAUCGCCUGGCUUGUGUUUCAGAUACAGCUAAUGACAUUGAGAGUGGUAAGCUGAUCUUCAGAGAACAUCUGCCUUUAUCCAAAAUACAGCAAGGUUUAAAGUCUAAUCACUUCUUGCAAGGGACCUUCCGUGCUAACAGGGACAACUAUCUCGAAGCCACAGUCUGGAUCCAUGGAGAAGAAGGAGAGAACAAAGAUAUUCUUAUACAGGGGCUCAAGAAUCUCAAUCGAGCUGUACACGAAGAUGUAGUGGCAGUAGAACUGCUCCCCAAAGAGAUGUGGGUGGCACCAUCAGCUGUUGUACUUCAAGAUGAAGGGCAAGUUGAAGCUGAUGAUGAGGAUGAAAGAGAAGGCCUUCUGAAGACCGUUACAGCUAAAACAUUUUCAAAGCCAACCGGUAGAGUAGUAGGAAUAAUUAAAAGGAACUGGCGGCCAUACUGUGGCAUGAUUUCCAAGUCACAAAUUAAGGAGUCAACAAGACACUUGUUCACACCAGCAGACCGCAGGAUUCCUAGGAUUCGAAUAGAAACACGACAAUCCUCUGCACUUGAGAACCAGAGAAUAAUUGUUGUAAUUGAUGCUUGGCCCAGAACGUCUCGAUAUCCUAAUGGACACUUUGUGAGAAGUCUUGGAAAUGCCGGGGAUAAAGAAACAGAAACUGAAGUUCUUCUGCUGGAGCAUGAUGUCCCUCACCAGCCUUUCUCACAGGCUGUGCUUAGUUUUUUACCCAAAAUGCCAUGGGUAAUCACAGAAGAGGACUUAAAAAAGAGGAUGGACCUCCGAUAUCUCUAUAUCUGCAGUGUGGAUCCUCCAGGAUGUACUGAUAUUGAUGAUGCUCUGCAUUGCCGAGAGUUGGAAAAUGGAAAUCUGGAGGUUGGAGUGCAUAUAGCAGACGUGAGCCACUUUAUCCGUCCUGGUAAUGCCCUAGAUCAAGAGUCAGCAAAUCGUGGGACCACAGUAUAUCUUUGUGACAAGAGAAUUGACAUGGUUCCUGAAUUAUUGAGCUCAAAUCUCUGCUCCUUAAGAUCCAAUGUUGAGAGGUUUGCAUUUUCUUGUAUUUGGGAAAUGACACAUAAUGCUGAAAUUCUACAUACUGUAUACACAAAAAGUGUUAUUAAUUCAAAGGCAUCACUCACAUAUGCUGAAGCACAAAUGAGAAUCGAUGAUGAAAGCAUGAAUGAUGAGGUUACAUUAGGACUUCGCCGUUUAAAUAAACUAGCAAAAAUUCUAAAAAAGAGAAGAAUUGACAAUGGAGCUCUAACACUGUCUUCUCCUGAAGUGCGAUUUCACAUAGACAGUGAAACCCAUGAUCCAAUCGACCUACAAACCAAAGAAUUAAAAGAAACUAAUUCGAUGGUAGAAGAAUUCAUGUUGCUGGCCAAUAUUUCAGUUGCACAGAAAAUUUAUGAGGAGUUUUCAGAAUGUGCAUUACUCAGAAAGCAUCCAGCACCUCCACUGUCAAACUAUGACAUCCUUGUCAAAGCAGCAAAGUCCAAGAAUUUAGAUAUCCAGACUGAUUCAGCCAAAGCCUUAGCGGAUUCUCUGGAUAAUGCUGAAGUUCCUGGUUCUCCAUAUUUGAAUACACUCUUGCGAAUCUUGACAACGCGUUGUAUGAUGCAGGCAGUUUAUUUUUGCUCUGGAAUGGAUACUGACUUUCAUCACUUUGGUCUGGCUUCACCUAUCUAUACUCAUUUCACAUCACCAAUCAGAAGGUAUUCUGAUGUAAUAGUACAUCGUCUUUUGGCUGUGGCAAUUAGUGCUGAUUCUACCUACCCAGAUCUCAUGGACAAGCAUAAACAACAAGCUUUGUGUAAUAACCUUAACUACCGUCACAAAAUGGCACAGUAUUCUCAGCGGGCUUCUGUGGCAUUCCAUACCCAGUUAUUCUUUAAAAACAAAGGAAUUGUUGAUGAAGUUGGUUAUAUCCUUUUUGUGAAAAAGAAUGCCAUUGUGGUCCUCAUUCCAAAGUUUGGUUUGGAGGGUACUGUCCUAUUUGAAGAGAAAGGCAAACAAUCCCCAAAGUUGUACUACAACCAAGAGGUCCCAUCUUUAACAGUAGAAGGCACAAUGUUCAACAUGUUUGACAAAGUAACCGUAACAAUCACAUUGGAUGCAUCAAAUGUCCAACAUCAGAAGAUUCGAAUGGCACUGGUCGACCCAGUGAUUCCUGGAGUUAGUGUUCCAAGAAAUACAUCACAGAAAAAUACUAAUGUUGAAGAACCUGAGAUGAAAAAAGCUAAGCUAAACUAGGAAAGUUCCACUCUUCCUGGCUAUCACUCUUGAUAAAUAAGUUCUAGUUCGUUUAACACAAAAUGUCUGUUUUAAGUGAAGAUAAAUAUGUAUAAUGCAUAAAUUCAUAUGAUUUAAAUGUUUUUAUAACUCAAUGUUUUGAAUAAAAUGUUGAAUUUUUAUACACUUUCACGUUUUUAAAUGGAAUUCAUAGUAUAUUUUCAGUAUAUUGUUUUUAUUUCAAAAAGUCAGUAAAAUGUGGUGUGAAAAGUAAAAGUUAAUGCUUCAUGUCUGUGACCCUUGAUCAGAAAUUGAAUACUUUGAGUAAGGGAUGGAUGAGACAAGGAAUAAAGGAGGCCUGCGAUACUUUCAAAGACAGGAAAGAUAAAUGACCAACAGAAUUGCUGGUCUUCAGGGGUUAAAGAGGACAGGAUUUUGAACUAUGUGUGUAUCAAGCUGUGUCGAUUGGUCAUUAUACUGCAGUAAGGAGAGCAGUACAUUGAAAGUUACCACACUGAUUGAUCUCUCGAAGACCAUAACAAAUAAAUUUAAAACUAACUCUGGUCCAUUUCAAAUAAUUGUUUGCUAUAAACAAAAGUUUCAACUUCGCCUCCAUACAAAUGACCAACAGUUUAAGCAGAGCAAAUUCAAUUCCCAUUUUGCGCUGAUUUUUUUCCUUUUCCACAUUCUG